Durotheca rogersii is the source of this 1549-nucleotide messenger RNA. RefSeq lists its product as uncharacterized. The coding region runs from base 126 to 1244 and encodes 372 amino acids. NCBI's taxonomy places the organism in Eukaryota, Fungi, Ascomycota, Sordariomycetes, Xylariales, Xylariaceae. The transcript has a single exon. The record is from RefSeq and is a predicted model, not a curated record.
GUCACCCGUCAUUUGCUACGGUCUCAGCUACUCCGCUCCUCUGCGCCCGCCCCACGACCCUCCGUCGAAACCAGAGGAAACAGACCGUACCUACCGACUACGGAGUACUUAGCCCACCCACGGCUAUGAGCUCACCCAGCAGACCGCGCCCGCGCCAGCCUCAGGCUCCGCGCGAAUACGAUGACGGCGCUGCCGCCAUGUAUCACAGCAGCAGCAAGCCCAACAUAAGCAGCGGCCCGCCACGCUUCGACAGCCACGACGAUUUCUACCAAUUCCUCGACAACAAUCGAGGACCCCCGCCUCCUCACAACGCCAGUCCUAGUGCCGCCGUGCCGAUGCCCACGCAGCAACCCCAGCGACUCAUGCAGCCGGCCGGCCAGCCGAACCAGCAUAUACCCGCCCAGAGCCGACCCCCGCUAGCAAAUACCUUCCCUCCCCAGGGCAGCAGUGGUGCCCCCGAACGCUCCUCUCGGCCCCCCUCGUACGCCGGCAGUAGUCGAUCCGAGGAGAUGCUCGUCGCAGAGCGCAACGGCGAAAGCAGCAAGAUGCAGCGCCAGAACGGCCGUCGAGGCACCAAGCCCGUAUCGGGGCCGCGUCCGCCCAGCAGCUCGGGGGGGUCGCCCCCCCGUUCAUCCGCCGGCUACGCCCUCAACCACCCGCAGCUCCAGCACGCCCAGGCCCAGGCCCAGGCUCAGGCGAACGGCAAAUCCGGCUCGCCGUCCGACCCCAACGCGAACCUCUCCAUCCCGGGCGCCAAUGUGCUCGGCACGUCAAUCCAGCGCCUCAAGAGCCCCAGCGUCCUCGACUGCGUGCUGCAGCCGCUGGACCAAAAGGUGCGCGAGUACGCCGAGAUCAUGACGCGCGAACAGGACGAGAUGGACCGCCUCGACGCCGAGAUCCGCGCGCUUCAGGAGCGCCGCGCCGACACCGAGGCGCGCUACCUCGACGCCAAGGGCAAGCACGACGACUACCGCCAGCAGUACGCCAACGUCGAGCGUGCUAUGCGGGGCGAGCUUCUGCCCCCCAUCACCCCUCGAGAACAGCCGCCGCCGCCGCAGCAGCAGGUGCCCAUCUCGCGGCAGCCGACCCGGCCCAUGAGUUUCCAGGAGGACGAUGACGACGACGACGACGACCUGCCCCCACCCUCGUCCCACCGACGCAUCAGUUCCCAGCAGUCCUUUGGCAGGACGUCGCAAAAGAUGGGCAAGGGCCGCUUCCGAUUCAGCCUAUUCGGAGACAGAUGAUGCAAACGAACUAAAACAAAGCCACGAGCCACCCCAGAUUUACCAGAACGGGGGGUCGGUGGUUGGACUACGGGGAUAGGAACACAAAAGGAAGCGUAAUAGAGAUCGGCGCCUAAUGACUUAUGUUAACAUCUCUUUCUAUAAUAUUGUAGCGAUAGGCUCCUUAGCGCAUGUAGACGGAUUGGCACGGAGCGAUUGGGGUCGGGUCUCUAACUCUGAAACACUUACAAGCAGUCACCUGCUGUGAGCUUCGGGGCAUGUGGUUGAAACGGAUUCGAACAUCACAUGGUGAGAGCGAGAGCAAU